AUGAAUACCAAAGAAAUCUAUUUUCAAAAAGUCGAAUCAAAAAAACCACUCGAUGUUGGUAAAAUCGAAGAAUUUGAAGAUGAACUCAAAUCAAUGGGCGAAGUCGUAUUAAGUAUGCUUGAAAAUCUCUAUUAUGACUUUGAAAAUAAAACUAAAAUGUUAAAUGAACAAGCAAACAAAAUAGAUAACCCAUAUAGCAAANAUUUAAAAAUAAAACCAGAACGAGAUAGUGAAACUGAAAAAAUGAUGCAACAUCGCUUACAUCCGACUAAUAUUUUACUAUCAGGCUUAUUUAAAGAUAAAAGAACUCCAAAUGGGAUAGAUUUAUUAACUGGUAGUCCUGACCCUAUGGAUUUAUUUCGAAGUGUACCCUUAAAUGCAAAAUUAGAAAAUGGAAAUUACGCUAACAUUACAACAUUAUAUGAAAUGAUACAAUACGAUAUUGAUAUAAAUUGUUUUAUCGCAUAUCAAAGACAAAUUAUAGCAGCUACAAUUCAUCCUGUAUACUACUGGAUUGGUACAUUUACACAACUAUUGAAAAAAAUUGUUUAUAGUGAAUCAAAUGGUAUCAGUGAAAUCGAAAAUCGAGCUAAUAUAUUUAAAGCUGAAAUAGGUCUCCUGAACAAAUCAAUCCAGAAAGUAAUAAGAACUUUAAUUAGUUAUAAAUUGUUUCCGGAAAAUGUGCAAUUAGAUCUCGAAAUUUCCUUUAUUCUAAUAUUUCAAUUAGAAAAAUUUUAUAAUACAAGCGAUGAGAGUAAUUUAAAUGAUGAAAGGAUUGAUCAUCUUUAUUCGAAGUGUGAAAAUACAAUGAAAACCCAUCUAUUAAAAUUUGGAAUUGAUGUAAAUUUCCCUGAAAUAUAUAAUAAAGAAGAUUGUAAAAAAAUAAUAAGUAGAUUGGAAAAUAAAAUCAAAGAAAUUCAAUUAUAUGUUGAAAAUUUAAUUCAUUAUAAAUACGAAUAUAACAAUAUAUUUUUUCCUAAACAACUAUUUGCCAGUGAUUUUAAAUUCACAAGUAGAUUAAAAUGUGACAUUGUAGAAAAACAUAAGCACGUUUAUCACUUGAUGGAAAAAUUGAAUUAAUUGUAAAAAAAUAAUUAAGAAAACUGCAAUAUGAUAUAAUAUUCAUAAUAAAAUACUUUUUAUUACAUAACUUGUCAAACUUUAGGUUAUGAAAUGUUUGUGUAUAUUUUAUUUUUGAUUUCAAUAAAUUUUUGGGUACUUACUCAUGUAAUU
Daktulosphaira vitifoliae (grape phylloxera) is the source of this 1233-nucleotide messenger RNA. RefSeq lists its product as uncharacterized. The record is from RefSeq and is a predicted model, not a curated record. The transcript has 3 exons. NCBI's taxonomy places the organism in Eukaryota, Metazoa, Arthropoda, Insecta, Hemiptera, Phylloxeridae. The coding region runs from base 1 to 1080 and encodes 359 amino acids.